AUGGUCGGCGCCAUGGGCUGUAGCGGGGACACGAACCGAUACGGGUGGCCGUCGGAGUCGUUCGUCAUCGACGGCGUAGCCUCGGGUAUAGAGACUGUCCCAACCGGGUUGGCGGGAUUCGUGACUACCGUCUACUUCAACGUCACAUUCUUCACGUCCCCCGCUCUCGAUCCCGGAGAGCACACUAUCGUGCUCACGAACCUGAACGGGACAGUCCCGAACACACUCUGCUUUGACCGUUUUUGGUACAUCUCAACCGAAGACGUCGUCACCAGCUCGAGCAGCUCGAAAAGCUCCGGAACAGCCACUUCUCUAUCUCCGCCCUCGCCCCAAAUACUAUCCCAAUCCUCAUCCUCAAUACCGUCUUCUACCACGCCAGCCUCCACCGUGGUUGCAGUAGUUUCCCAAAGCGCAAGCACAGCCGCAGGCCGAUCGCAAAACAUUGCAGCGGUCAUAGGCGGAGCAGCAGGCGCGUCGCUGGCAGUCGUGCACUUAGCAGCGCUCGGUUUCUACUGCUACUUCAAACGCAGUCCAAUGGGCGCAAAAGCGACUGCGGAGGCGGCUAUAACGAGUCCGUUCGCUGGAGGACACCAGCCGAGUUUGGCGACGCAAGCAGCCUCCGCUUCUACACUCGCGACAGCACCCUUCCUGACCACGAGAUACACGGAUUCUCCGCAGGAUCCCGCUGUCGCGUUCACCCCGCCGACGACACCAAGCUCAACAGGCCAGCGAGUCUCGAGAGUCCCGUCCACGCGGCGCAAGCCCGUUCCCGCAACGCUGCCCGCCGACUCGCUUGCGCCAGAGCCUUCCCCGGGGGUACCUUCACUACGCUCACACGUAUGGUCUUCGCCUGUCACGCCGGGGCAUCAGGGCACCGCACCACACGAUUGCGCGCUCUCGUAUUAUAACUCGGAGCUCGAUGGCUCCCCUCCUCCGUACUACAAUACCCGGUAA
This is a messenger RNA of Trametes versicolor FP-101664 SS1, 954 nucleotides long. RefSeq lists its product as uncharacterized. The coding region runs from base 1 to 954 and encodes 317 amino acids. Lineage: Eukaryota; Fungi; Basidiomycota; Agaricomycetes; Polyporales; Polyporaceae. The transcript is spliced from 3 exons. The record is from RefSeq and is a predicted model, not a curated record.